CAUUUCUCAACUUUCUUUCUCUCUCUGAUACGCUCUCUCUCUCUCUCCUCUUCAUGAAGAACAGCAAGAACACCACCGCGUCAUCCCCGGAUUCCGGCGGCUGGCUAUCGCGAAUCCCAUACUCCGGCGAGCCACCACACCAUCUCGUCCUUCACCGCCACAUCCACCACCAUCACACCUACAAAUCACUCGAAAUUGUCCGCCGCCUCUAUUCCUCCGCGCCUCUCACUCAGUGAAGCAUCCUCGCCGAUUUCAUUCUUCCGAUUUCAAAAGCCUCUAUGGUGGGUUCAAUUCCUCAAAUUUUGAUCUUGCAUGUUUGAAAUCUUCCCUGAAAUUGGAUCUUUGGAUGUCAAUCAGGUACCUAGAAUAAUCUCAUCUCUCUUUCAUACUGUUUUUCGUUUUUUAUUUUAUUUUAAUUUUUGCAGAAUGCAUUCCAGUGAUAAAAUUGAAUUUUUAUCAAUUGGUUCAGAUUAAUCAAACCUCAUAUGAAUUUUGUGCAAAACAAAGUUAAAGCUUUGAUUUUUAAUGAUUUAUGUUUUGUGGGGUUUGUUUGUUAAAAGACAUAGAGAAGGCUGUUGUUGGAGAAUGUCAUGUUUUAAAAGAUUUAGUUGAAAAGUUAACACAUAAUCUUGUGGUAAUUGCUUAACACACAACUGAGAUGGACAAGGAGAAAUGGAUGGAGAUCCAACCUGAUAGAAAUCAUGGGGAGUCAACAUCACUCAUAACUCUGGAGAAGCCUACUAGACAGUCUGAUCAUGGAAGCAAAAUCCCCUCUGAACUUAUGAAGCAAAUUAUUAGCCUUUUCCCCAACAAGUUAACCAUAUUGCUGCCUAAGGUUUUGAUAUGUGAUUUCUUGAAUCCACCAUGGGAAAAGAUUGAUAUUCAAACACCGGGUGAUCUUAUAACUCUUACUGCUGCAGCUGCAACAGGGUAGGCUCUUGGUGGAAAUAGAUUAUAUGCUAGCUUAUAGUUCUGGUGAAGCUUCUUUGAGGCUAUUAUGGAAAUUUGGACUGCUAGGUAUACUUUUUCCCUUCCAGGCUGCUUAUUUUACUCACCAUGGAUUUCGAAGGAGGGACAAAAGGACCAAUAUGCUUUUGGAUAAUGCGCUGAUGCCUGUGCGGCCAUUGCUGACUCGGACUUAUUUGUUGGCGGGUUGACUGGGACUAAGACUUGAAGGCGAGGAAAUGUCUUUUUCUCUCAUUGUAUUAUUCGGCAAUUGCAAGUACCGGGCUGCAUAUCACCGCAUAUAACAAUAUAAGUCAUAUAUAGAGUUGAUUCAUGUCCUAAAACUGGCAUCUCUUCCUAUAUCGACAAAGAUCUACCUAGGAAGAGGCGUCAGAUUUAUUCGUAGUGAUUUUCAGGAAGAAUGUUAGAUUGAUGCAUUUCUUUACUUAAAUACCUUUGUUGUGUUUGCUACAAUCGCAAUGUGUUCAAUGUCUGUUGUACUGAUAAAUGUUUUUUUUUUUGUUGAUU
This is a messenger RNA of Trifolium pratense (red clover), 1473 nucleotides long. RefSeq lists its product as uncharacterized. The transcript has 10 exons. The record is from RefSeq and is a predicted model, not a curated record. NCBI's taxonomy places the organism in Eukaryota, Viridiplantae, Streptophyta, Magnoliopsida, Fabales, Fabaceae. The coding region runs from base 659 to 934 and encodes 91 amino acids.